Grus americana (Whooping crane) is the source of this 1213-nucleotide messenger RNA. It is a transcript of the gene C10H15orf40, whose product is annotated as chromosome 10 C15orf40 homolog. Gene Ontology annotation, cellular component: cytoplasm. The record is from RefSeq and is a predicted model, not a curated record. Bases 48 to 470 code for a protein of 140 amino acids. NCBI's taxonomy places the organism in Eukaryota, Metazoa, Chordata, Aves, Gruiformes, Gruidae. The transcript has 4 exons.
CUUCCGGGCGGGGCUGCCUGGUGUUGCCGGAAGGGCCGCACGGCACUAUGUUGGCCCUCGUCGGCUUCCGUCGGCUGCUGGCGGCGCCGGCGCGGAGCGGCGGCGGGGACAUGCCCAGAAAGGGAAAAGGAGCCGGGAAGGGACCCGCGGAACCGGCCGCCGCUGCGGGACCGGUGGCGGCGGCGGGUGACGGCUGCGUGAGGGUGGCGGUUCGCGCCAAGCCUGGUGCCCGGUGCAGCGCCGUCACAGAUGUGACAGCUGAGGCAGUAGGUGUAGCUAUUGCUGCACCUCCAUCAGAAGGGGAGGCCAAUGCAGAGCUGUGUCGCUACCUCUCUAAGGUGCUAGAAGUGAAGAAGAGUGACGUUGUUUUAGAGAAGGGUGGUAAAUCACGUGACAAAGUGGUGAAGAUUUUGGUAUCCAUGACACCAGACGAGAUUUUAGAAAAACUGAAAAAAGCAGCUUCCAGUUGACCUAAAACAAGACCGGGAAAUGGGACAAUGCAUCUUGGUAAAUGGACUGAUAUUCCUUCUUAAGUAAAUCUUGUCCUGUUGAGAAUGUGGGUAAGGAGUAGGCAAAGCUACUUCCGCCUCCCCCCCCAGUUAAUAUUGGUGCUGUAUCAUUGACGUUUUUGUGUAGGUUUGCUUAGAAAAACUUGGCUUUACUGAGGCUCUGUAUCUGCUUCUGUCACUACAGACUUUUUUCCCGCUGGAGUGUUCCCUGUUGGUAAGAUUUGUCCUCUUUCCUGGUUCCUAAACAAAUGGUUUAGAAAACUUGUUUCUUAGUGAACCAAACUUUGGUUAACAAAGUAAAAAGCUUGGAGUGACAGGCUUUAAUGUGAAAAGUGAUACAAAAGGAUGAGUCUGGAUGGAUGGUAAAGACCCUGGAAGAACGUUCUCUUCAGUAUCUAGCCGCAGGUACUGGGUGCAGUUUUCCACUAUGUGCACAUGUGUACGUUUAAAAUAAAUGUAUUUGAGGCCAGUAUACUGUUGUUGAACAUGCAAGCAAGCUAAAAGCAGAAUCGCCUGAAGAACUGAAACAAAACUAGAAGUUUGCAGUAUGAAAAACUGACCCAGAACCUGGUAAUUGCACACACCGUGUCACUUUGUAAUAGUCUGUAAUUAGUUUCCUGAAAAGUAGCAAUACAAUCAUGGUUUUUUGCCAAAUGUAUGUCAAGUGUAAUGACUGUUUUUAAUAAAAGGGGCGAAAAGUAUUA